CAUUGUUUUUGGUUUUGGAAUUGGUAAUGUGUUUAUUUUAAUUUACAAAAUCAACCAAGUUAUUUAAGAUACUUCCAACUUAUGUAGCCGCAUUUUUAGCUCCUGGUGUAAAGUAACUAAUAACAAGUGGAGUUGUGUUAGGGGGUUGGGUACAGUUCUGCAUUGGGCUCUAACAUGGCUCCCAAAACAGCAAUUUGCAGAAUUUGUGUUCAAGAAACCGACAACAAUGAUUUACAAGAUUUGGACUGGAAAAACAUUGACCCUUUUUUAGCCAACAACUAUUUACAGCGUCCACUGGACCUGUACAAAGGACAUGUAAUCUGCUGUUCUUGUAUAGAUAAUUUCAACACUAUCUCAAAACUGCAUAGACUCGUUGCAAAAAGCAAUAGUGUAUUGACCAGACUCAAAGCGAGUCAGCUAGACGAAUCUGCCAGUAAUUCAGAAAUAAAUUUGAAAGAAAUUUUGGCUUCUGAUGUAGGAGACGAUAUGGCCAUAUGCAGAGUGUGCUUGGACACAACGAAGCACGUUGCAAUCAGACUAUUUGACAGUGCCACUAAUAUAGUUCCUCCAGACUACUUAAAGUCUAUGUUUAGCGAAAUGAAUAUUAACUUGUUGUUAAUAGAUCAGACAAAAACGCCAAUUAUUUGCUACCAAUGUUGGCAGAGACUCCAAAUUUCCUAUAGUUUUCAUAAACAUUUGGGCGUAGCAAUCAGUAAGUUACGAUAUUAUCAACGAAUCUCCCAAAACAUGUACUUGAGUCAGAUGGAUUUGGACGAUAUUUUAUACAUGUGGGACAAAUUAGAUGAGCCAGAUGCAUCUGCAAUUGAAACUGAUGAGCUUAUGCUGGACGAACAAUUGAAUGUAACUGGUUCGUCGCUUCUAGAUCAUGACUAUUGCAAUAACCAUUCUGUUGACAAUGAGAUAUUCGUUAAUGAGGAAAUUGUUGGUACCAAUACCGAUCAGAUAAGUGAUAUGCCUGUGCUACAACCGAAUUCACACGAUAGUAUGGAUUCGUUGAAAACUGACUCCUCCAAGAGAUCGUUGCUAAACAAAAUUGUGAUCAAAGAGAAUAGAACAGUAUCUGUUAAGAAGAUUAACCAAAAAAAGAACAAGAACAGAAUUCGUGUGUCCGAUUCCAUUGCUAACCGCACAACAAAUAGACGAGAAUCGAAUCCUGUCAUUUUAAGAUCGGCACUGUUGAGUAAAACAGUGCCGAAUAUUCCAAUAUUACAACCAGCUGAAAAUUCAGAUAUGCAUAAGAGAUAUAAUCUGAGGUCCUCAAGAAGCAUCAACUUUAAGGAAGAGGAUAUACUCGAUGAAGAUUUAUUAGUUUUAAGAAAACAGGUAGUAAUCAAAGCUAAACCAGCUCAGACGAAAAUGCCUUCAUUGAACAAUAUGGAUGCUCUUCCUCCAAUUCUUCAAAAUCAAAGCAUUAUCGAACGUCCAACAAAUGGCUACCAUUCAAAUGACUACACAUUUGAGAGGCUAAACUUUGAUAGUUAUGUUCUAAUGGAUAAAAAUAGAGUACCUGAACAGGAAAUCCAAAUUAAGGCAGAAGUGUUGAGUGAUUCGGAUGAUGAUUUUGUUGAAGAAACACCAGGUAUAUUCACCGAAACUGAGCAACCCAAUGGCAAUGGGGAUGGUGUGUGUCCAAGUUUGGUCGGCUUCGUUAAGACUGAAUCUGAGGAACUGAUCGAUGUUACUGGAAUUGAAGAGCAGCCACCAGAGCUUGAGUUCCAAGGACCUUGCUCGAACAUGCCUAAUUUGACUAUUUUAAAUGCGUAUACGUCAGUUGAAGAGAAACGAAGAACUAUUGAGUCUUUUGAUGAGACUCAAUUGAACGACACCGAAGUCUUCAGUAAUGGAGCUGUGGAGAAGCAAAAUGCAAAUGAACAUGUGAACCAGGUGGUCCCUGAUCCAACUUAUAGUAAUUGUGAUAUUGAGGAUAUGCCUCAGUUGGAUUCAAAUUGCGAUCCGCUACGUUUAGAUGUCACGAAAAAAACUCGUAAGUCACAUGCGAAAAAGGGCAGAGCGAAAUCGAUGCGUUCAAGUGUUUUACAAGAUGCGGAUCAAAAUGACGACAUGUAUGAUUAUGUUAAGCCAAAAACAAGAAAUAAACCGAAGGCUGUCUUGCCGUAUCUUCCUUAUGCAUGUACUAAGUGCGAUUAUCUUUCCAAUACAAAACGGGCGAUGACAUUCCAUGAUGAUGUGCAUAAUGCGAGCAAGGCCAAAAUACUGGUUUGUGAGUUCUGCUCAUUUAUCGCAAUCAACAAAGAUACCUUCAGACGACAUAGGAGAAACCAUCUAGAAAAUAAAGAUCAUGAUUAUUGUUACGAAUGCAAGUUACAUACGCCCACCAUAUAUUGCUUGAAAUGUUCCAAAGAUUUUCAUCCGCAGUGUCUAUUGGCACAUCAGACCAAAAGUAAAGAAUGUAUUCACUUUAAUAUUGAGGGUGUCUUAACAAUAUGCAAGCGGGAAAUUGCUACACUUGCCCCACCCGACUCUUCUGGUGGUAAUCUAUCAUGCACUUAUUGCAAGAAGAUGGCUUCAAAGUCGUUUAUUAAUUGCCAACUUUGUGUAAAACAGUUCCAUUAUGAAUGUUUCUUUGCUAGAGAUAAAAAAUGUUUGAACGUCUGUAUGCAUUUAGUCCGACUAUUAAGGCGCAUGUAUAUUAAAAGUGAAGGUUCAAAGGUAAGAUGUACAUUUUGUGAGCGAAUUCUGGAAUACGUUACACCGUGCCUGUCCUGCCAAUGCGUUAUGCACUAUUCCUGCUACAGUAAGCAUGCAGAACUCGUCACCUCCAACUGCAACCAUGCUCAUAUUAUACAUGGUUUACCAUUAGAUUUUCAAUACCUGUCUCCGCCCCAGUUGACGUCAUCAUCAUCCUACAGUACGAAACUUUCUAAAAUAUCUGAGUUUAAGGAACAGUUUUAUAUAAAAGGGUUACAAUAAUAUUUGUUUUCACAUGUUUAUAAGUAAAUUUAGUAUUAUGUUUUUCAACGAUUUCAUUUACUCUAUGAAUUAUAUAAAAAAAAACACCUUAAAAACACCGUUCAUUUAAUUUUUAUCAAACGAUCUUUGAAUGAAAAAGUAUCUAGAUUAUUAAUAACGAAAGCUCUUUAUGAGUUAUGUACAAACGCAAAAGGUUUAUUAUAAUGUUUUUAGAUUA
Molecule: messenger RNA, 3169 nt
Organism: Dendroctonus ponderosae (mountain pine beetle)
Lineage: Eukaryota; Metazoa; Arthropoda; Insecta; Coleoptera; Curculionidae
Exons: 11
Coding region: 175-2952 (925 amino acids)
Cellular component (GO): nucleus
Molecular function (GO): zinc ion binding
Source: RefSeq, a predicted model, not a curated record